Messenger RNA from Racocetra persica, 723 nucleotides. The record is from the annotation of a GenBank genome assembly. NCBI's taxonomy places the organism in Eukaryota, Fungi, Glomeromycota, Glomeromycetes, Diversisporales, Gigasporaceae.
AUCUCAUGUAUGUUCAUGUUUGGGAAUAUCGUACUCCUAUUGAGGAAGUAAUGCGUUCUUUAGAUGAUGUUGUUAGAAGUGGCAAGGCACUCUAUGUUGCGAUUAGCGAUUCUCCAGCAUGGGUGAUUAGUCGUGCGAAUGCGAUAGCUGAGUUACGUGGGUGGAGUCCUUUCAUUGGAUUGCAAACGCGGUAUAAUUUAUUAAAUCGAUCUUUGGAAUAUGAUUUAUUAUCUGCUUGUACUGAACUUGAUUUUUUUUUUAAAAAAUCUGGUGGUGGCAUCGAAAUUAACAUGUUAAUUUUUACCAUUAAGGUUGGAAUUAUUCCUUGGGGAUGUGUUGCUGAAGGAUUCUUGACUGGAAAAUAUACCAGAGGAUCAAUUAACAGCAUAAAAAACAGCGGUGAUAUUCGCCAUUUGCGUGAUGUUUCACUUAUUAGUUUAGCAGGACAAGAGCAAAGUUGGCAAAUACUUGACGAAGUUAAAGCUAUUGCUGCUGAAACCAAGAGAAUUCCUGUUCAAGUCGCUUUAAAUUGGAUCUUACAAAAACCUGGCAUUACUUCGCCUCUUAUUGGUGCUAGAACAAAAGCUCAAUUAGUUGAAAAUCUUAAAGCUCUUGAAUUCAAAUUAACACCUGAGCAAAUGACAAGAUUGGAUGCUGUUUCGGAAACAAAUAGACCGCCAUUUCCGUAUUCUUUUACACAAUCGAAUCUUGAGGCAUAUCUUG